AUGAUGAGUGGAGUACAGGACACGGCCCAGGAAGGAGGAAAGGAACAUUUGGCGUUCAUCGCCCUCCCCACCAACUAUGAACAGAAUACGGAGGUCAACUCGGGACAGAUUGCCUCCGCUGACCCCUUCCAAUCCAAUGAUGGUUCGUCUGCAUUCGGCGCGAAGCAGUUCCUGAACUCAAAGGGCCUGGGCUGGGAGGAGCUGGACAUCAACCCGGCCGAGAUUCUGUACAAGGUCAGAUGCGUGCUUCUGCCCUUCAAGUUCGACCGCUCCGUCCUCCUGUCCAACCCCGACUUCUGGGGUCCGAUGGCCGUCGUCCUCACAUACUCGCUGCUCAUCAUCUGGGGGCAGCUCAGAGUCGUGUCGUGGAUUCUCACGAUGUGGAUGCUGGGCUCAUUCCUCAUCUUCGCUCUCGGCCGCGUGCUCGGAGCCGAGAUCACAUUCUCUCAAGUCCUGGGCGUCAUCGGCUACUCGGUGCUGCCCCUCAACUUGGCCGUACUCAUCAUCUCGAUCAUUCCCGAGAUCGCCUUCUCCAUCAUCGUCAGGGUGUUGUGCACGUUCUGGGCGGCGUUCAGCGCAGGAACGCUGCUGGCCCAGUUCCCCCAGGAGAAGAUGCGCGACAAGCAGAUCAUGCUCUCCUACCCCAUCCUUCUCCUCUUCAUCUACUUCAUUUCUCUUUGCUCGGGCGUGUGA
This is a messenger RNA of Acanthamoeba castellanii str. Neff, 693 nucleotides long. RefSeq names its product Yip1 domain family, member 4, putative. Gene Ontology annotation, biological process: endoplasmic reticulum to Golgi vesicle-mediated transport; vesicle fusion with Golgi apparatus. The transcript has 7 exons. NCBI's taxonomy places the organism in Eukaryota, Discosea, Longamoebia, Acanthamoebidae. Bases 1 to 693 code for a protein of 230 amino acids. The record is from RefSeq and is a predicted model, not a curated record. Gene Ontology annotation, cellular component: trans-Golgi network; membrane.